Sesamum indicum (sesame) is the source of this 1650-nucleotide messenger RNA. The record is from RefSeq and is a predicted model, not a curated record. NCBI's taxonomy places the organism in Eukaryota, Viridiplantae, Streptophyta, Magnoliopsida, Lamiales, Pedaliaceae.
CUGCUGAACAGUUUUUUGGGGUCACAGUUACGCCAUAGUCGUGUUCUUGAUAUCUGUACUAUCAUUCAUGCACCUGUCCUUAAACAAGGAAUCACGGGUUUCACAAUUUGUUCAAAUGCGAUUUUAUGUUACUUCCACCAAACCUGCCAGAUUACAGUUGUUAAAUCAUCUUGGAAUCUUGAAUGGAGUACAAGGUGGAAUAGAAUUUGCAACAGAAAAUUCGAUCAGAUCCUACUAAUCACAAUUUCCUUGAUUACAUAAAUCCCUUUGGAAAGCAUUUGUUGUGAUUACAAGAUAAAAAUAAAAUCAUAUCCUCCAAAUUAAUCCAAUCCUCAAAACAAAGGACCCCAGAAACAACAUAUUUCUCUAUUUUCUCAACAUCUCUUGGAGGACCACUUAUAGUUCAUGUUAUCAAUUUUUGUGGUUGCCCAAUGAUCACUUAUUUCUAACUUUCUUUGAGUUCCACAACAUGAGAGCUGCCCACACCUACAAAUGAAUGGUGUGGAUGAAACCUGCGGAAGUAUCUGUGGUCUGCAAAACGUCAUCUGGAGCAGUAUCUGUGGUCUGCAAAACUUCAUCUGGAGCCACACUUAACUAAUUAUACAAAAGCAGGAAACUUGGGAUAGGAAAGCUUAAUGUCGAUGAUCGCUCUACAGAGGCCUCAUUUCUCAAGAAUGUCGAGCCAUGGAAUACGGGUUCAACGUGGCUUGCCAAGAAUUUCAUCCUCUUGGACAAUGUUGAGGUCCCAAUCCACCCCGACGAGGAAGGAAAAACUAUCCACUCCUGAACUUGAUAAGUUUAGUCCUUCAAACAUCAAAUUCGACAGACUGCAGCAAACCAAUGAAGCAGCCAUUCAAGGACAUACUCUUGAGUUCAGGCAGCUUGUUGCACGUGAGGCUCAAACCGAUGAAGAAUAUUGGACGGCAGCAUGGCUAAGAGCAGAGAGUCAUUGGGAGGACUGGGAAGAUGACGGAUAUGCUGAGAACUGCAAACGAAUAUUCAUGGAACAGGAGUUCAGUUCCAUGAAAAGGAGAUACAUUACACAUCUGGGAGAGAAAUGCAAAUGCAUUGUGAUGGUAAAGGAGGAUGACGGAAACAUGCAACAUAGCAUGUUGAAAUGUGUAGUUGGAACAUUGGACUUAAGCGUUCGAUAUUUCUCACACGUGGAGACCUUUCCAGGGGAACAGGUUAAAUCUCCUCUUUUCUGCUUCAUCAAUAGCAAAGCCUCCAGCAGAUACGGUUACAUUGCAAACUUAUGCGUUGCUAGAUCAGAACGUCGACAGGGGAUCGCAAGCAGUAUGCUGCAAUUCGCAGUUUGCUCAGCCAAGAAAGAGGUUGUUCCAGGUGCAGGGAAGGUGUUUGUGCAUGUUUACAGAAAUAACAAGGCUGCUCAGAGCCUGUACCAGAAGAUGGGAUUUGAGGUUGUUGAUGCAGCAAGCUCUCAGCUCUCGGCGGAUCAGAUGUAUUUGCUAUGCCUUGAAGCUUCAAACUACCAAGGGAAUUCAUUUUUCAUUUGACUAGUAAAAUGCAAGUGCAAAUAUAAAUCUUUUUUGUAUUUUUAUAAAAUAUAUAAUACAUUUAUAAAGAACCUCAUAAGACAAAAAAUAAAUUGUUUAAUAUUUUAUCUUUAAGAUAGAAGAUUACAAAAUA